Molecule: messenger RNA, 1068 nt
Organism: Lolium rigidum
Lineage: Eukaryota; Viridiplantae; Streptophyta; Magnoliopsida; Poales; Poaceae
Exons: 6
Coding region: 1-1068 (355 amino acids)
Molecular function (GO): protein dimerization activity; DNA binding
Source: RefSeq, a predicted model, not a curated record
AUGGCAGACACAGUAAAUGGCAGAUUUUUGUCAGGUGCAUCGCGCCGUCGAGUUCUUAAUGCUGUCCUCCUAGGAGGAGCACUGCACGGAUUGAUUUGGCACUUGGUGAGCCUGGAUCCGCACUCUGAGUUCCUCAAUGCUGUUGGUAUUCUGAAUCAGAGAUACCUCUAUCGCAUUUCAUUUCUGUCAAACGUGUAUACUGGAGGUCAUGAAAAAUGUAGAAGUAACAGUUGGGAAGAAAGGAACAUCGAUGUAAGCCGGGCAACGAAGAUCAAAUUAAGCAUUUACUUCCUCGUCAGCGAGCUCAGCCCUGGCGACACGGCGACCUCCAUCACCACCCAGCACCGGCACCUGCACCAGGCGAUCCUUCCGGUUGACAGGUCUCGCGCGCUCUCACACCUGGCUACGUAUUUGUGGCUGUCUGUGGCUGUCGUGUUGGAUCCUAGAUAUAAGAUGAGAUUUCUUGAACAUUGCUUUAAACAAGCAUAUGGUAAUGGUGCCAAAACGUACAUAUCUGACGUGCGAGGAAAGAUUUACGAGCUAUUUUUCCGAUACAGUUGCCGUGCUGAUGAACCGAGUAGAAACAACAACGGCAUGGAGAUGAAUACUCAUGUCAGUGAUCCAUUGGAUUUCACAGAUCAGAAUUAUCAUGAACAAGCAACAUAUGAUGAUUCUUUGAGAGAACUCCAUGCGUACCUGGAUGGACAGCUCUAUUCUCCAAAUGAUGUCAACUACCUAAGCAGGGAAGCCUUAUCUCAGGAUGGCCAUUUUGAUAUUCUGAAAUGGUGGAAGGCCAAUGCUUCCAUAUAUCCAGUACUUGCUGCGGUCGCACGUGAUGUCUUAACAAUAUCUGGAUCUGGGGUCUCAGAACAAUCCGCAUUCGAUGAAACCGAUGAACGGGUGUAUCUAUUCAAUCAAAAGCUGAGUCAUGAGAUGGCGGAAGCUGUCAUCUGCACUCAGGAUUGGUUCCAAGAUUCAGAACCAGACCAUCUUGUGACUGAAUUUUACUCGUCGUGGGGAACAGAAACGAGCGACGCGGAUGGGGGGAACUCCACUGUGCCUAUUUAA